Closterium sp. NIES-67 is the source of this 6622-nucleotide messenger RNA. The record is from the annotation of a GenBank genome assembly. NCBI's taxonomy places the organism in Eukaryota, Viridiplantae, Streptophyta, Zygnematophyceae, Desmidiales, Closteriaceae.
CUCAGCCGCCGAGGACUCAGGCGCCAUAGGCCUUGCGCUGCUGACGCAAUGCCUCAAGCCUUGCCGCUUUGCUGGUCACUCCUGUGUGCUUGUACUUGGCUGGCGCCUUCCCCGCCGCCUCAACCAUAGUACAGUAGGACGACGUUGUACUAUAGUUGCUGUACUAGUGUUUUCGUCAUUCAGUGUAGAACGACGCUGCCGGUUUUAGGCGCAUGAUGGAUUCGCCGCUCUAGUUUGGCAUCGGACGGUCCGGAUUGGAUUUCACGCAUCAUCGUCAUGAGUCUCGGCAGAUGGACGGCGAGAUAUGAGGACAGCAACGUGCGCAUGCGCAGGAAGCGGGGGACAGCUGGCGGGCCCUCAUUGGGCAUUCGCGUGGGCGCCGGGUCGGCAGCAACCGCCGGCCUGCUUGGCGUUUCUGGGGAGGCGGAGCAUUAUCUUAGAGAGGAUAUCAAGUGCGGGUCUGCGCUGUGCCACGUGUGUUACAGCCACCUGGCGACCAUCGACCCCGCCAACCUGCUCUGGCAACUACCUCCAGAGGACUUCCUCUUUCGAGACGAGCUAGAGCGACCCUCCCUGUCUUCUGGUGCCCCGCACUACGUGAUCCCCGACGCCACCUCCCUGAUGGACUUCAUCGAGGUGUGGGAGCUGCCGGGCGUGCGCCACGUGCUGCUGCUGGGCUCCGUGCUCAAGGAGGUGCUGCAUUUCUCCAGCGCCCACCACACCAACUGCAUUCGUGCGCUAUGUGAGGACGGCAGGCGGGAGAGCUCCUUCUUUGACGACCGGCACUUCCUCUUCACGCAUUUGAUGGCGGAGGAGAGGCGGGCGAGCCUCAGGAUGACACUUGGAGAUGCUGCUUCUGCUGAAGUGGAGCUGUGCCAUGUGGUGGCAGCAGCGCAGUGGUUCUCAACCCAUCUGCACCGCACUAUACCCGUUGUCAUCGUGUCUGAUGAGCUGGCAGCGGCACGUGGCAGCAUGCCAUUGGGCGAGGUGUUGCAGGCGGUGCAGCGGAAAGAAGUGGUGGUGAUGUCAACAGAGGCGUUCUUCCAGACCUACUAUGGCCACUGCACCGCCGUUACCACUCUUAUGGACUCCCUGGCCACCCAGCACGCCUUGCGCCUCUCCUCGUCCUUCAGGUCCACGUCCGGUGGCGGCAGGCUCGGCAGCAGCAGGCUCGGCAGUGGAAGCAGCGCAAGGAGGUUUUUCCACCGCACCUGCACGGCAGUGGCAGAGGGAGUGGCGGUGGGUGCUAUCCGCGUGGGUGUGCUGCACAUAACUACCAGCGAGCCAUUCAAAGCCACUGUCAGGCACAGCCGCAAGCAGGUGCACUCCCCUUACAGCGACAUCACCAUAGUCUCGUGGCGCCAGCUCAACAGGGCCCUGCCUGGCGACACUGUAGCAGUGAGGCUGCUGGGGAAGCGCAGGGUGGGGGGAGGACAGAUGGGGAAUGGGGGCCAGGGGAGGGGGGAAGAGACAGGGGGAUGGAGGGAUAGUGGGAAAGAGGACGAAUGGACAAAGGGAGGAGGAGAGGGUGUGGUGGGAGUGCGGAGGUUUGAUGGUGGGUUUAGUGAGGGGAUGGCUGGGGCUGCUGGUGCUGAUGGGGACGGUUGGAGUGCUGCUGGUGUCGCUGGUGGUGGUGGUGAUGGCGCUACUUCCAGCGCCUCUGCACCUGAAUCGUACCCACCACCACCCGCCCCUACUGGCUGGUACCAGGCCCCCGCUGCCGCUAAUGAGGCUCCCCCUGCCCCUGCACCUACAGGCUGGGGGGACUCCACUGCUCCCCCUACAGGCUGGGGGGAAUCCCCCCCUCCCCCUCCGCCCACAGGCUGGGGGGAAACUCCUGCCCCUCCUCCUCCUGCGCGCUGGGGGGAAGUUCCCCCUGUUGCUGCUGCCUCAGGGUGGGAGGAAGGUCCCCCUGCUGCUGCUGCGUCAGGAUGGGGGGAACCUGCCCCCCCUCCUUCCCAAAGCGCAUGGGAUGGCGGGUGGAGGGAUGCAGGGAGGAGAGAGGGCGCGGAGGAGGUUGACUGGCGGGGCACGCAUGACACAGCGGGGGGGGAUGGGCAGAGGCGUGGCGAGUGGGAUGAGCAGAGGCGUGGCGAGUGGGAUGGGGGGGAUGGUGAAGAGGAAGGGGGCGAGGCGAGGCAGGAGAGCUGGCACAGAACGAGACCGGGGGCGGGUGAGCCGGGGGAGGGGAGGGGGAUGUUGUGGUGGGAGGAAGAGGAAGAGGAGGAGGAGGAAGAAGAGGAGAGUGAGGUUGAGGAAGAGGAAGAGAGUGAGGAGGAGGAGGAGGAGGAGGAGGAGGAGGAGGAGGAGGAGGAGGAGGAGGAGGAGGAGGAGGAAGAAGAAGAGGAGGAAGAGGAGGAGGAGGAGGAGGGAGAGGAGGAAGAGGAGGAGAAUGUAGGGGGGGAGGACGAUGAAAAGGACGCCAGGCAGGCAGAGGAGCAGCACGGGCACAGUGUGCUGUCGCCCACACAUGAGCAACAUCCCGUUGAGACUGGGCCCGCAGCAGGUGCAGCAGGUGCAGCGGUGCGAGCUGUUAGAAGCUCCAGCUCUGCCACGGGCAGCGAUGCUGCUGACACCACUCCGUACAGCAGCGUGAGAGGCGGCAGCAUGGGAGCAGGGAGCAGGGAAAACAGCAUGAGAGGGAGCAGCAGUAUGAGAGGGGCCAGCAGCGUGCGAGCGAGCAGUGUGAGGGCCAGCAGCACGAGAGCCAGCUCCCGCAGCCGGCUGUCCCGAGCUUCGUCCUCCAAGGCGAAGAUGGGGUUCCUCUGCGUGCCCAUGGACGCACGCCUGCCUCUGAUGUUCCUGCGCACAUCUCAGGCCGACCGCCUUCGUGCCAGCCGCUUCGUUGUGAGGAUGGCAGCCUGGGACCGCUAUUCCCGCCACCCUGACGUGUACCUGGUGAGGACGCUAGGGCCAAUGGGAGCCCUCCACGUGGAGCAGGCAGUGCUGCUGGAUGACAUGGGGCUCGCCUUCCCGGCUUUUGGCGACGGGGCCCUGCGGGAGAUCCCCCAGCCAGCGUCUGUGGCAGCAGCAGGGGCUGAAGCAGAGGGCAGGGGGGAGUGGCGGGUGCCAGAGGAGGAGAUAGCGAGAAGGAGGGACCUGAGGGACGGUGCUCAUUUCAUGUGCAGCAUCGACCCCCCUGGCAGCCGGGACGUGGAUGACGUGCUCUCCACAGCUCACCUCCCAAACGGCCUAAUCCAGGUGGGUGUGCACAUUGCGGACGUGGCAUAUUUCGUGCGGCCGGGCAGUCUGCUGGACGCGGAGGCAAAGGCGAGAGGCACGUCGGUGUAUUUGGCAAACCAGAGGAGCAACAUGCUGCCAGAGGCACUCAGCGAGGGCCUGUGCUCGCUGCUGGGCGGCCGCACGCGCCUGGCAGUGAGUGUCAUCUGGACGCUCGACCCCUCCAACCGAUUCGCGCUUGUGGGACCGCCUUGGUUCGGCCGAACGGUCAUCAAGUCGAACCAUCAGCUCUCCUACGCGCAAGCGCAGGCCAUAGCAGACGGCGUGCAUCCGCUGCCCGAGGAGUAUCAGCUGCCGGGGGGGCAGAGGGAACUGGCCCGAGCCAAGACGUGCAUCGCCACGCUCACUGCCUUUGCGCGGGAGCUGCGUAGGCAACGGCAGAGGGCAGGGGCGCUGGAGCUGGCGAGUGCGGAGCUGCGGUUUGAGUUUGACGAGAGCCGAGGGACACCCAGGCGGGUGUUUUCGAAGCAGGAGAUCCCGAUGAACGCCGUGGUGGCUGAACUCAUGGUGCUCGCCAACGCUGCUGUCGCCCGCAAGCUCACCAGAGCCUUCCCCUCGAAUGCUUUCCUGCGCCGCCACGCCCCUCCUCGGCCGAAUGGUUUUCGACAUCUCAUGCAUUGUUGUGCAGUGCGAGGCAUUGCACUCGACACAUUGACAAACAAGUCACUGGCCUCUUCCCUUGCAGCAGUCAAGCAACUCGGUGACCCCGUCUUGGAUUUUGGGCUCAAGGCCCUCAGCACCCGUGCGCUCUCAGAGGCGGAGUACCUGGCAGCAUCAGAUGCUGCAGCAGACGGCAUCGGAACUUAUCACUACGGCCUCGCAGUGGAACUCUACUCGCACUUCACCUCCCCGAUUCGCCGCUACGCCGAUCUCCUGGGGGCCGCAGAGGCGGAUGAAGGGGGUGGUAGGAGCGAGGAGGCGAAAGAUCGAGAAUCGCGAGGCGUGGAGUGGGACAAGCUAGCCGCCCAUCUGAACAAGCAGCACCGGCUGGCCAAGCUAGCGUCCAAGAGGAGUGCAGAGCUCUGUUUGCUGCUGCUGCUGAGGGAGCAACCGUUGGUGGAGAGAGCAGUGGUGGUGUCGAUUCACGACGGCUACUUGACUCUCUUUGUGCCUCGCCUUGACGUGCAAGGCCAGGUGCCCUUUCAGGACAAGGACAGCAUGGCAGUGCUGCCUCGCAAGCACGUGAGCGUGGAGGCAGAGGAGGCGGAGCAGCAACAGUUCCGGCACAGGCUGCGAGUGAGAGUGGAGACGGGGGAUGGCAGGCGAGUGGCACCAACUGACCUCAUGGGGAAUGCAGGGGAUGCUGCUGCUGCUGCUGCUGCUGCUGCUGCUGCUGCUGCUGCUGCUGCUGCUGCUGCUGCUGCUGCUGCUGCUGGUUACGAGGAGGAUGACGAGGAGGAUGAGCGGGAGGGUGGUGGUGGUGUGGGCCAGUGCGGCAUGGAUGAGGACGCUCCUGCAUGCGUCAAGAUAGUGGAUUUCCAGCAAGGCUUCUCCAUCGUCGAGUACUGGCUCUUCCAGACCCUCUGGGUCCAGCUGUCCGCCUCAGGCUCCAUCGCUCGCUUCCCCACUCUCAAGAUGGAGAUACUAGCAGAUGCACACCCCUCAGCCGUUGCAGCGAAUCUCAAGAGCCAAUCAGAGGCUGCCAGCUCGGCUAAGCGAGGGCUGCUGGGGGAAGAGGAGGGAGGAGGGGAGGAGGGUUGUGGGGAGAUGGGAGGAGAGGGUGAUUUCCAUUCCUCUCACUUUGGACCCUGGAGGGAAGAGGAGGAAGAGGAUGGGGAGGAGGGGGAGGAAAGGGAGGUGGGGCAGAGGAGGGGGAAGACAGGGAAGGUUGGAGGAGGGAAGAAGUGGGAGCAGGGAGGAGUGGGGGAUGUGGGGAUUACGAGUCAGAAGGACGUAUUUUCUGGGAAGGUUCCAGUGGAUGGCCUGAUUUCAUCAGGCGAUGUGGAUUUUGAAGCGGAUGCUGCUGCGGCUGCCACCGCCGCUGCGGUGGCUGCAGCCGUGGUGGCAGGGGAAGGGGAAGAGGAGGAGGAGGCAGGGGAAGAAUUGCAAGACACAGGAGAUGAGGGAAGGGCAGGGGAAGGGGGAGGACACAAGGGGGGUCAGAAGGGGGGAUCAAAAGGGAAGGGUGGGAAAGGCCAGCAGGGUAUGGCAGGUGGGGGUGAAGAGGGAGGGAAGGAGGAUAGAGCUGAGGGGCUGGGCAUGGAUGGUGGGGAAGGGGGGAGAGGAAGGAGAGGGAGGAGGGUGAUUGGGAGGUUCAGUCCGGCAGCAGCCAGCAGUGAGAGCGACGCCAUAGCCAGCAGCAGCAGCAGCAGCACUGCCAGCAGCGGCAGAACCACUGAUGGUGCAGCAGGAGGUGGCGGUGGCGGUGGUGGUGGUGGUGGUGGUGGUGGCGGUGGUGGCGGUGGUGGUGGUGGUGGUGGCGGUGGUGGUGGUGGUGGUGGUGGCGGUGGUGGUGGUGGCGGUGGUGGUGGUGGUGGUGGCAGUGGUGGUGGUGGCGGUGGUGGUGGUGGUGGUGGUGGUGGCGGUGGUGGUGGUGGUGGUGGUGGUGGCGGUGGUGGUGGUGGUGGUGGCAGUGGUGGCGGUGGUGGCGGUGGGUUGGGUGCGUUCCGCGGUCGAUGCGGCAUGCACGACUUGAUGGACGCCAUGCGGGCGCUGCACAUGGCGGGAGACUCUACAAGUGUGGUCAGUUCGCCAGCGGACCUUGCCUUCUCUCUCUCACACAGUGGAGCGCCCCCUCAAGGGCCUGCCCCUUCCGCCUCGGCCUCCUCCCCCUCCACUGCCAGUCCACUUCCUCUGCCGCCCGGUGUUUCCAUAAGUGCCGCCCUGCCACUCUCCUUGGGCGAGGAGGCAAGCCUCAAUGGUGGUUCGUCCAUGCGACAGAAGCAGCUGCUGGCAAAAGCGGCUCACAUCCGCGCCAUGCUGAACAAGUCUGCCAGAUCAAAUGCAACUGAAAAGCAGCGGAGAAGAGCUGCGAAAGAAGCACUUCUGCGACAGAGAGCUCAAGGUCAAUCGUUAGGAGUCUAUUUUUGAGCCGCCUAAAAGAAAUAGCUGGAAAUUUGCAAAAGAAGCACUUCUGCAACAGAGUGCCAUGAUGAAAGUUACAACGCGCAGUGCAUUGUGAAAGCUUGCUUGGGUCAUCUUGGCAAAUGCAGCGUGCUUCAUUUCAUAUGGGAUUGCGUACAUGGUUCUCGUCCAAUAGACUACACCUAAAUAGGGUGGGUGGGUGGGGAAAACGAAACUGGAACUAGAAAUGAAGAACGUGGGUGAGGUCGAAUGGCCUCACGUCCCUCUUUUGUAGGCAAAAGAGGGUGAGUAGCGCUUCGUCGCUGUCCUUGCUGCGUUGGCCCUCGCUACACUUUCACAAUACACAUUUUUUAUUAAG